Photinus pyralis (common eastern firefly) is the source of this 1014-nucleotide messenger RNA. RefSeq lists its product as uncharacterized. The transcript has a single exon. NCBI's taxonomy places the organism in Eukaryota, Metazoa, Arthropoda, Insecta, Coleoptera, Lampyridae. The coding region runs from base 1 to 1014 and encodes 337 amino acids. The record is from RefSeq and is a predicted model, not a curated record.
AUGGAAGAAUUCUCCCCCGAACUUCUCCGGGCAUUCACCAGAAUUCUCAACCGCGCCGCACAACUGUCAACCGUUAGUGACAGCGGCGAUAACACCGACGAUAUCGUACCAUCUCAACGACGACCACCUCCAUUCACGAUAUCUCAGUACAGCUCAGUGGAACGAACAACUAUCAAGGACUACUUCACACGUUUCUCCUGGGCUCUAGAACUGAGCAAAAUUCCUGUAAACCAACACGCAAACUACGCUCGUGUUUAUAUGGGAUCUGAACUGAAUGAUACCUUGAAAUUUUUAGUGAGUCCGGUUAAUCCAGAAACUCUCUCUUACGAUGAGAUCAAGACUACACUUAGUAAUCACUUGGAUUCGACACGUAAUAAGUACGCGGAAAGCAUUAAAUUCCGACAAGUUAAACAAAACGAGGGUGAAUCAGUUGCCAGUUUUUCACUCCGAUUGCGCCAGACCGCUGCACACUGUGAGUACGAAUCAUUUUUAGACAGGAUGCUUAUUGAACAACUGUUACACGGUCUGUUAUCUCGAGAAAGUUGUGACGAAAUAAUUGAAAAAAAACCAUCCAAGUUUUCAGAAGCCUAUGAGAUAGCACAUUCGCUUGAGGUUACUCGUAACACUGCUAACGAAGUAAAAACACCGAACGCUGAAAUAACCAAUAAGAUAGGGUUCGAGAAACCAAAAUCUCGGAGAAACAACCUCGAACCUAGCACCAGCCAUCGAUCAUCGCAAAACACCAACCAAGGAUUUCAGAUGAACCAACCAAAAUGUACAGGUUGCGGUGGCUCACACACCCGCAGUCAAUGUACAUUUUGGGACGCCGAGUGUAUCAAAUGUAGAAAGAAAGGCCACAUAAGCACUGUUUGUAGGUCAGGGUCGAGGAAUCCUCAGCGAACUAAUCAAAUCGUCGAAGAUGAAUUCCCAGCAGAACAAAUAGAUGUCAUACAGCAUCUUGAUGAAAUGAUUAGUUCAGUAUCUGCAUUUAAAAAAAUUAUUGCUCGAAGUUAA